GCUUGGGGCACGCGGACCGAGGUGACCGGCUGCCUUCUCAGCCCAGGUGGAGACAGGCGCAUGUGGGCGCUUCGCUCGCUGCUGCGGUCCGUGGCCGGGCGCGCCAUGUCUCAGGGACCCGCCCGCCGCCAGCGGCCGCCCAAGGACCCCCUGCGACACCUGCGGACGCGGGAGAAGCGCGGCCCGUCAUGGGGCCCUGGGGGCCCGAACACCGUGUACCUUCAGGUAGUGGCGGCUGGCGACCGUGACGCGGGCGCAGCGCUCUACGUCUUCUCGGAGUACAACCGGUAUCUCUUUAACUGUGGAGAAGGCGUCCAGAGACUCAUGCAGGAACACAAACUGAAGGUUGCUCGCUUGGACAACAUAUUCCUGACACGAAUGCACUGGUCUAAUGUUGGCGGAUUGUGUGGAAUGAUUCUUACUUUAAAGGAAACCGGGCUUCCAAAGUGUGUGCUUUCUGGACCUCCACAACUGGAAAAAUACAUAGAAGCAAUCAAAAUAUUUUCUGGUCCUUUGAAAGGAAUAGAACUGGCUGUGCGGCCCCACUCUGCACCAGAAUAUAAGGAUGAAACCAUGACAGUUCACCAAGUCCCCAUAUAUAGUGAACAGAGAUGUGGGAAGCACCUGCUAUCAACGAGCCCAGAAAGGCCUCUCGGCAGGCUCAGCCCAAAGCAGUCUUCAGACUCCGGGUCCACUGAAAAUGAACAGCACCUUCCAGACGGCAAUGAUAUUAACCGGAAAAGAGAUGGGAGGGACCCUUCCUUGGUGGUAGCUUUUGUCUGUAAGCUUCAUGUGAAAAAAGGAAACUUCUUGGUGCUCAAAGCAAAGGACAUGGGCCUUCCAGUUGGGACAGCUGCCAUCGCACCCAUCAUUGCUGCUGUGAAGGAUGGGAAGAGUAUCAUCUAUGAAGGGAAAGAGAUUUUGCCUGAAGAGCUCUGUACACCCCCAGAUCCUGGUGUUGCAUUUAUUGUGGUUGAAUGUCCAGAUGAAGGAUUCAUUCAGCCCAUCUGUGAGAAUGCCACCUUCAAGAGGUACCAAGGAAAGGAUGAUACCCCUGUGGCCCUGGUGGUCCACAUAGCCCCAGAAUCUGUGCUCCUGGACAGCAGAUACCAGCAGUGGAUGGAGAGGUUUGGGCCUGACACUCAGCACUUGAUCCUGAAUGAGAAUUGUGCAUCAGUCCACAACCUUCGCAGCCACAAGAUUCAAACGCAGCUCAACCUCAUCCAUCCAGACAUCUUCCCCCUGCUCACCAGUUCCCAGAGUAAGGAGGAAGGCCCCACCCUCUGCGUGCCCACAGUCCAGGGAGAAUGCCUCCUCAAGUACCAGCUGCGUCCCAGAAGGGAGUGGCAGAGGGAUACCGUUAUUACUUGCAAUCCUGAUGAAUUCAUAGCUGAGGCCCUGGAGCUCACCAAUUUCCAGGAGAGUGUGCAGGAGUAUAGAAGAAACAUGCAGAGCAGCCCAGUCCCUGCAGAGAAAAAAAGCCAGUAUCCAGAAAUCAUCUUCCUGGGAACGGGGUCUGCCAUCCCCAUGAAGAUUCGAAAUGUCAGCUCUACGCUUGUCAACCUGAGCCCGGACAAGGCCCUGCUACUGGAUUGUGGUGAAGGCACGUUUGGGCAGCUGUGCCGUCAUUAUGGAGACCAAGUGGAUAGGGUCCUGGGCACCCUUGCUGCUGUGUUUGUGUCCCACCUGCAUGCAGACCACCAUACGGGCUUGUUGAAUAUCCUGCUGCAGAGAGAGCGUGCUCUGGUGUCUCUGGGAAAGCCAUUCCACCCUUUGCUGGUGGUAGCCCCCACCCAGCUCAGGGCCUGGCUGCAGCAGUACCACAACCAGUGCCAGGAAGUGCUUCACCACGUCAGUAUGAUUCCUGCAAAAUGCCUUCAGAAAGGGGCUGAGGUUAAUAAUCCCACAGUUGAAAAACUGAUCAGAUUGCUGUUGGAGGCUUGUGAUCUGGAAGAGUUUCAGACCUGCCUGGUCCGCCACUGCAAGCACGCUUUCGGCUGUGCCCUGGUGCACACGUCUGGCUGGAAAGUGGUCUAUUCGGGGGAUACCAUGCCUUGUGAGGCUCUGGUCCAGAUGGGGAAAGACGCCACCCUCCUGAUACAUGAGGCCACUCUGGAAGAUGGCAUGGAAGAAGAAGCAGUGGAAAAGACACACAGCACUACCUCCCAAGCCAUCGGUGUAGGGAUGCGGAUGAACGCGGAGUUCAUCAUGCUGAACCAUUUCAGCCAGCGUUACGCCAAGAUCCCCCUCUUCAGCCCUGACUUCAAUGAGAAAGUGGGAAUCGCCUUUGACCACAUGAAGGUUCAUUUUGGUGACUUUCCAACCAUCCCAAAGCUGAUUCCCCCGCUAAAAGCCCUGUUUGCUGAUGACAUUGAGGAGAUGGUGGAGCGCAGAGAGAAGCGGGAGCUUCGGCUGGUGCGAGCAGCCCUCCUCUCCCAGGACGGGGAGUCCCAGCAGAAACGUGCCCACACGGAGGAGCUGCAGAGCCCACAGAGUAAGAAGGUCAGAGCCUAGAGGAGGUCUGGACCACCCUGCACACUGAAGGCUGUGUGUGUCUUCUGCCCUCUGUGGCACCCACUCUCCUUAUCCUGGUGAUCAACCAGGACGCAGUUCUGGAUGGGUGUGUGGCGGCAUGAUGUGGCCUGGGCUCCAGCAUAAACACCAGCCUGCAAGACGCCUCCUGUGACUGGUGCCUGGCACAGCUGUGGGACAGGAGGCUGCUAAACAAGAAAGCUGGUGCAACUAGAAUUCUAACGCAAGUCGGUAUUUAAGGAAGUCAUGUGGACACGGGCAGCACCCCUCACCUGGUCCAACCAGGUGGCUCCCUCUGCAAAUCAGAGACAUGCCAAGUGACAGGUGACAUUGGGUUUAGGUAUUCCAGACUCGAGGGAUAGUAUUCCCAGAGAAUCAGAUGCAAUAAAGAUGGAGUUUGGAAUCCUGA
Molecule: messenger RNA, 2941 nt
Organism: Urocitellus parryii (Arctic ground squirrel)
Lineage: Eukaryota; Metazoa; Chordata; Mammalia; Rodentia; Sciuridae
Gene: Elac2
Product: elaC ribonuclease Z 2
Biological process (GO): mitochondrial tRNA 3'-end processing
Cellular component (GO): mitochondrion
Molecular function (GO): 3'-tRNA processing endoribonuclease activity
Source: RefSeq, a predicted model, not a curated record